Molecule: messenger RNA, 1276 nt
Organism: Aphis gossypii (cotton aphid)
Lineage: Eukaryota; Metazoa; Arthropoda; Insecta; Hemiptera; Aphididae
Exons: 9
Coding region: 151-1149 (332 amino acids)
Source: RefSeq, a predicted model, not a curated record
AUAUUCAUAAUAACACUUAGGAAUAUAGUGUGCCAAGUGCUUAUUUGAUGAUUAAUAAAUGUAAUGUUUGCAUUUUCAGCGCCAACGGACCACUAGUAAUUCUUAAUAUAUUAGUUUUAAAUAAAUAUUACCUUUACGAUAAAAUAAACCAUGAAGGCCAGAAGGUACUUUACUAUUUUAUUAAUAAUUUCUAUAAUUCUGACGACUGCUAAUUGUGCUGAUAAAAAAGGUAAAUCAUGGAAUUCAAAAUUACUAUCAAAACUUAACAUCGGGAAACUACUCAAUACUAAAAAUGGAAAUUAUUUUAAGGAUUGGGAUUCAAGUUCAUUCUCAAGAAACUUUUUCAAAGCCAUUGGAUAUGCACCUACUAUUAAAGAGAAUAAUACGGAGGAACUAGAAAGAAUGUUACUUAAUGAAGCGGAUUUAAUUAAAAUAUCAGCAUUUAAUAGAAUUAACCAGCUUUCCAAAACUACAGCCAAUAAAAAAAAUUUGAUUCUUUUAAAACUUGAGGGUACCAUAGAACUGAUCAAAUAUUAUGGUGUUGCAUACAAUUGUCCGAUGGUAAAAAUUACAUUUGCUCAAGGACUUUAUUAUGUUUACCGAUGUCGGAUAUUACAUGGAAAAGACUUGGGUGAAUGUUUACUGAAGAAAAUUCGAUUGAUUGAAGCCUUCAUUUUUAGUUCUAAAAUUCAGCAAAAUCGUCUUAUGAGAUAUUGGUUUAGAAAAACUAAAGAAGAAGCAGCAAAACAUAUAAAAGAUAACCAAAACCUAAUAUUAAAAUUUGUCGAUACGAGAAUCGCAUGUGAAGCAAAAUUAGGUCAAGAAAAUAAAAACACAUUAUUAAAAGCAGGACUGAGAUUAUUUACGGGUAGUGGUAAAAUUACUGAUUGUGUUAGUGAAUUAAAGAAAUACGAAAAUGCAAUAGAAACGGUUGGUUCAUUUCCUGCAGAAUAUCGUUACUUAUUAGCCAGAGCAUAUUCCCACGUUAAUAGAGGACAAGAUGCUAUAGACCAACUUUUAUUAGCACGUGAAAAAUUAGUUAAAGACUCAAAGACUCGCUACGCUAAUAAAAAAGUACAACAAUAUUUUGAAAAACAAUUUACACGUCUCCCAGAUCAGAAAAAAAUGGACCUCAUUCGAAAAUUAUAGUAUAAUAUGAUAUAAGUAAAUGUUCUUAGUUUAAAAAGUUAAUAUUUAUUUAUCUUAUUUUUAUAAAAAGAAAAAAUAUACAUCAAUUAGCCACUAGGUAAUAUACUAUGAAAAAUGCAUUUAUUUA